AUGCGUCAAUAUUAUUCAUUGAUGUAUCAUCAUCUUAUAUCAAUUCUACUCAUUAUCAUUAUAGAUCAAAUAAAUGACGUUCAUGCAAAUCAGAUAAAUUUAAAACAAUCAUAUUGUCGAGAUUUACGUGAUUGUCAAACGUAUUUUCCAUGUGCAGUUUUUUCCAGUGGUUUCAGUUAUUUAUAUGUUAUUAAACGUUGUCCAAAUGAACAAAUUUUUGAUGAAUCGAAACAAAAAUGUAUUAAAAAUACAUUUAUUGAUCCUACAUGUUCAAAAAAAUCUCGAUUAACAACAAUACGUCCUUCUAAAAUUAAACAACCAAAACGAAAUAAUAAUAAUACUGCACGAAAAAAUGGAAAACUUCCAAUACAUUCAUCAUCGUCAAAUCUUUUGACAAGAAAAAAUGUUAAUAUCAAUGAAAUAGAAGAACCAGAUGAACCAUCCGUACAAAUUCAUGAUAAUACGAAAAUUCAACGUGUAUGUUAUAUUACAAAUUGGUCUCGAUAUCGACCAGAUAAAGCGAAAUUUGAAAUUGAAUAUAUUGAUCCAUUUAUGUGUACACAUAUUAUUUAUGCAUAUGCAACUGUUGAUGAUAAUAAACCAGAAAUUAUACCAAUACAAAAAGAAGAUAUUGAAAAUUAUCGAGAACUUGCUUUAUUAAAAAAAACAAAUCCAGAUUUAAAAAUAUCGAUUCGAUUAGGUGGAAAAAGUGCACAAUAUACACGAUAUCUUAGACGAUCAAAAUCAGCUACACAAUUAGUUCGAAGUCUUAUUUGGUUUAUGCAAUCCUAUGGAUUUGAUGGAGUUGAUAUUGCUUUUGAAUUUCCUGAUGAAGACGUUCCAGAUGAUAAAUUAGCAUUAACGACAUUAUUUGAAGAAAUUACAAAACAAAAACGAUUAAUGUCAAAUACAAUUAUUACAUUAACAGCAGCACCAUUUAUUGAUCAUCUUCCAAAAGUAUAUGAUGUUCAUAAAUUUGAAAAAUUAAUUAAUUAUGUCAAUUUGAUGACAUUUGAUUUUUAUGGUCCAUGGGAUGAAAAAACAGGAGUAUUUGCUCCAUUGUAUCAUCAAUCAUAUCAAGUAGAAUCCGAAUCACUUCGUAAUGUGGAUGGACUUGUUAAAUUAUGGUUAAGUCUUGGUGUACCAAGAGAAAAAAUUCUUAUUGGUAUACCAGCUUAUGGUCGUUCAUUUACAUUAGCUAGUGCACAAAAAGGUCUUCAUGCACCAGUUACUGGUGCAGGUUAUCCUGGUCGAUAUACGAAAACUCGAGGUUUUCUUUCUUAUUACGAAAUAUGCGAAAAAGACCGAUCGAAAAGUUGGCAAAAAGUUUGGUUAGAUGCUGAGAAAGCUUGGUAUAUGACUAGUGGUGAUCAAUGGAUUACAUAUGAAGAUAUUGAUUCAGCAACUAUGAAAGCUCAAUAUGCAAAAGGUGAACAAUUAGCGGGUGUAUUUAUAUGGAGUAUUGAUAAUGAUGAAUUUUCCGGUUUCUUCUGUAAUACAGAACCAUUUCCACUUACUCGACAAGUUUUUGCUACUCUCAAUCUUCCAGUUCCAGUUACAAGUGCACCAGCAAUUGCUCUUCAAUCACGUUUACCACCUGUUGCACCUGUUCAUUUUGUUAAUGUUCAAUCGCAACCAUCUCCUUCAUCUUCAAUAUUACCUUUAAAUUUACAAAAAUUAUUAAAUGCUCUUGGUAUUCUAUCAGGUACAACUCGUUACACACCUCUCAUAGAAGCUACACCACCACCUCCACCACCUCCAGUAGCACAUCAAACAUAUAAUGCUGAAUAUAUAUGUAGUCAUUAUCGAACUGGUCGUAAUGGAAUUCAUCGUGAUCGUACAAAUUGUUCAAUAUUUUAUUAUUGUGAAGGUGAUGAUUUAAAUUCUCUACGUUAUCAUAUAUUUUUUUGUCCACCUGGACUUGAAUUUUCAAUGGAUGGUUGUACAUGUGAUUGGCCAACAGGUCAUUCAUGUCAAACAGGUGGUGAUACAUUUUGUAUUUCACAUACUAUUACUACAACAACAACAACAACGACGAUAGCACCCUAUUUUUCUCAAUUAGCAAGAAACCCAUUGAGUAAUUUAGGUGAAUUAUUAGGUAUAUCAGGUGGUACAACAUCAAUAUUUGAUUGUGCCGGUCGACGAUCUGGUCUCUAUCGAGAUAUGUAUGAUUGUACAAAAUUCUAUUUUUGUACAACAAAUGAUCAAACAUCUGAUGGUACACUAUUACGUUAUGAUUUCAUGUGUCCAGCAAAUUAUGUAUUUAGUAUGUUAACAUGUCGAUGUGAAUUAGGACAAAAUCAUGCAUGUCGUACAAUUGCAAAAACUGAUUGUCUUCUUUUGUGA
Messenger RNA from Adineta steineri, 2346 nucleotides. Lineage: Eukaryota; Metazoa; Rotifera; Eurotatoria; Adinetida; Adinetidae. The record is from the annotation of a GenBank genome assembly.